CCAGUUCAUAGUUCACAGCCUUCCCUGAGGCACUUGUUAAGAAUUUCUGCAGAAGUCCUCUGCCUUUAAGUGGGCCCGCAUGACGUCGCUCAGCAUUGAACUGUAGAAGCGGGCUCCAAAGCUGCACACAAAAACAAGAGGGACGCGGGAAAACAGCGUGGAAGUUCAAAAAACGCCCCCAGCAACAAUGCUUCUCAGGGUAAAACACUCAGCCCAGCGUCUGAAUAACUGCGCUCCUGUCCUGCGGAAGAAGACACUCGGGAGGUUUGCUUGGACUCUCUGUGCAGCAGCAAAGCGAAAUGCAGGUGAAACAUCUGGGAGUUUUAAGUCGCACUUCCCCACGCAGUGCUGCAGAAAGCAUGCGUCUGAUGCUGCGUACAGCCGAGUCUUCGCGGCGGCCAGGGACAACCCUGAAAAGUUUUGGGCUGACGUGGGGCGCGACAUAAACUGGUUUGAGCCGUGGAGUAAAACUCUGCACGUUGAGGAUCCGGUGUUCCCAAACUGGUUUGUCGGCGGAAAGCUAAACAUGUGCUACAAUGCCGUCGAUCGACACGUAGAAGGCGGCCGUGCACAGCAGCCUGCGAUCAUAUACGACAGCCCGGUGACCGGAACUAAACAGAUCAUCACUUUCAGGGAACUUCAGGACCAGGUGUCCAGGUUAGCAGGAGUCUUGGUGAAGAAUGGGGUACAGAAAGGAGACCUUGUUGUCAUCUACAUGCCCAUGGUGCCACAGGCCAUGUUCACCAUGUUGGCCUGUGCACGGAUCGGUGCCCCACACAGCCUCAUUUUUGGCGGCUUCGCCUCUAAAGAGCUGUCUGUCCGCAUCAAUCACGCUAAGCCCAAGCUGUUGGUUACAGCCUCAUUUGGCAUCGAGCCAGGCAGAAGAGUGGAGUACAUCCCUCUGGUGAAGAAGGCCCUGGAGAUGAGCUCUCACAGGCCCACGAAAGUCCUCAUCUACAACAGGCCGAGCAUGGAAAGGGUAUCGAUGAGUCGCGAGUUGAGCCUGGACUGGGAUGAAGAGAUGGCCACUGCUAGGCCACAUGACUGUGCCUCUUUGCCCUCCAACCAUCCGUUGUAUGUACUCUAUACAUCUGGGACCACUGGGACGCCAAAGGGUGUUGUGCGAGACACUGCAGGCUAUGCUGUGAUGCUGAAAUGGACCAUGUCAAAUAUUUAUGGACUCAGUCCCGGAGAAGUUUGGUGGGCAGCUUCAGACCUAGGCUGGGUGGUUGGCCAUUCUUAUAUCUGCUAUGGUCCUUUGCUACACGGUAACGGCACUGUUCUCUAUGAGGGAAAACCUGUAGGGACUCCAGACUCCGGGGCCUUCUUCCGUGUCUUGUCUGAACAUGGAGUCUCUUCAAUGUUCACAGCGCCCACUGCUAUGCGUGCUAUCCGCCAGCAGGACCCCCAAGCUACAAUUGGAAAAAAAUAUCCACUGACCAGGUUGAGGUCAUUAUUCGUGGCAGGAGAGCGAUGUGAUGUGGAGACCCUGCAAUGGGCAAAAAGGAACUUUGGAGUUCCUGUUCUGGAUCACUGGUGGCAAACUGAAACUGGCUCAGCUAUUACUUCCAGUUGUAUCGGUCUGGGAAACUCACUCACGCCACCUGCAGGCCAAGCUGGCAAACCGGUUCCAGGUUACAAUGUCACAGUGAUCGAUGAUAACAUGCAGGAGGUGAAGCCAAGAAGCCUGGGAAAUAUUGUGGUGAGAUUGCCUUUACCACCUGGGGCAGCAUUGUCUUUAUGGCAGAAUCAAGAUCUGUUCAAGAAACUCUACUUCACAAAGUUUCCAGGAUUCUACGACACCAUGGAUGCUGGUUUUAUGGAUGAGGAGGGCUUCCUUUACGUCAUGUCCCGGUCUGAUGAUGUCAUCAACGUGGCAGGCCACAGGCUCUCUGCUGGAGCACUGGAGGAGUCAGUGCUGCAGCACGCUGCAGUGGGAGACUGUGCUGUGGUAGGGCAAGAAGACUCUCUGAAGGGUCAUGUUCCUUUGGCUCUGUGUGUGCUCAAGAAUGGUGUGCAGAAAACUGAAGAGGAGAUCGUGAAUGAGAUUGUGAAACUUGUGAGAGACACCGUCGGUCCAGUGGCUGCCUUUAAGAAAGUGCUCUUUGUCCGUGGGUUGCCAAAGACACGUUCUGGAAAGAUUCCUCGCUCCUCUUUAUCCAAUCUGGUCAAUGGCAAGCCCUACAAGAUCUCUCCAACUAUUGAGGACCCGGAGGUGUUUAAAGACAUCGAGAAGCAAAUAGAGAGAGCGUCCAGACACUGUGCAGCCUGAGUUCAUCAGUGGGAUGCCAACAGGACAGUCUGAGCAGUUUCUGGCAACACAAAAGUCACUCCAUUAAUAAUAAGUGUGCAAAAAUGCUCAUGCUACGCACAAAGUGCUGCAAAUGUGAGCACAAUUUCUCAGUGAAAUAAGAAACUUUUCUUGUUUUCUAAAUUAAGAAAAGGUAGACAUUGAUGUCUAGCCUUUGGAAACCAGUCCAGAUCCACACAAGUGGAUUCAUAUUUCUAUUUUGAAUGGAUCAUACAGUUAGAUCUAGAAAUAACUGAAUAAUCAUUUUUAUGAUUCUGGCUAUCAGUCAUGAAACAAAAGUAAUGCAACUAAAGUGCAGACCUGUGUGUUUAAUGCAAGGGAGUGAACAAAAACGUCAUAUGAAGCAUUUAGCAUUUGUUAAUGUAGUCACUUUAUGUUACUAACAAAGGCUAAAUCCAAAUGAAUGAACAGCUUUAGCUGGAACGGCGUGUUGUUUGUUCUCGUUUUGAUUUUUGGAUACAUUUUGGCUGCCGAGUUGGCAUUUUGUGGUGCUUUUUCUCACAAAGGCAUCACAAAAAGGGGAGCAAUACCAUAAAAGGGGGAAAUAAUUUUUACUACAGAACAAAAAGUAAAUGACACACACACAAAACAACAGCUUGUAAACAAGCCCCCUAUACUGCUACUAUAUGUGUAUGUAAUUUUUUUUUUAAAGUCCGUCCAAUUAACGCACUUUCAGGCUGUGAGAUCGAACUGAAUGACUAACCCUGUGUUAUCAGAAUCAAAUUAUUAACAUUUUGAUGAAUGUUAUUAUAGUUAAAACUACAACUAGAGGUGAAAAAGUUGACUGAAAUUCAAAGCUAGACUUUUGAAAAAAUAAAAGCUGAAAUGAUUGUGAACAAAAACAUACAAAUUUUCCUAAAUCUUGCCCUGAGGAUAUGCCCUCCAUACAAAUUUAACACUGAAACUAAUAGAAAUUAACCUAAAACUAAACAUUUUCAAACAAUACAAAUUAAAUGAGAAAACCCAAACUAACUGGAAAUCGAAAACAAUUCAUGCAAAACAGGGUUACAUUACAGAAUACAGGUGCCAUAUUCAUUAUAACAUAAAAUUGUUCUGCCCUUUGUAUAUGUAUUGAAAACAACAUAAUAAUAAUGUGAAUGCAAAGUAUGGCUUUGUUAUUCAUGAAAAAUAAUGAAGACUCAUUGACAGUAUUUUUCUUUUUUUUUCUUUUUUUAUUGACAAUGAAAAUUUGUUUGCUCACCACUGUUUCGACCAAAGUACAAGAAGUAGUAAAUAAAAAAAAAUUUAAAAAAAA
This is a messenger RNA of Haplochromis burtoni (Burton's mouthbrooder), 3566 nucleotides long. RefSeq names its product acyl-CoA synthetase short chain family member 3 (gene acss3). Bases 188 to 2272 code for a protein of 694 amino acids. The transcript has 16 exons. Lineage: Eukaryota; Metazoa; Chordata; Actinopteri; Cichliformes; Cichlidae. The record is from RefSeq and is a predicted model, not a curated record.